This is a messenger RNA of Bufo bufo (common toad), 5914 nucleotides long. Its product is annotated as myosin-4-like. The transcript is spliced from 40 exons. NCBI's taxonomy places the organism in Eukaryota, Metazoa, Chordata, Amphibia, Anura, Bufonidae. Bases 68 to 5914 code for a protein of 1948 amino acids. Gene Ontology annotation, cellular component: myosin complex. Gene Ontology annotation, molecular function: cytoskeletal motor activity; ATP binding; actin filament binding. The record is from RefSeq and is a predicted model, not a curated record.
GUGUAGAGAGUCCUAGUGGCAGGACACCCUGAAAUCAGCUUAUCGUAAGGAAAAUACUGCCUCAGCCAUGUCGGGAGAGGGUGAAUUGUCGGUUUUCGGGGAGGCCGCCCCCUUCCUGCGGAAAUCAGAAAAAGAAAGAUUGGAGGCUCAGAACAAGCCUUUCGAUGCCAAGAAUACUUGCUUUGUGGAAGACCUCAAAGAGCUGUAUAUCAAAGGUAUCAUCACCGCCCGCGACAGUGGUAAAGUCACUGUGAAGACUGAUGAUGGAAAGGACGUAACUGUGAAAGACACUCAGGUUUACCCUCAGAACCCUCCCAAGUUUGACAAGAUUGAGGACAUGGCGAUGCUGACCCACCUGAAUGAGGCGUCUGUGCUGUAUAACCUCAAAGAGCGUUACGCAGCCUGGAUGAUCUACACCUACUCCGGCCUUUUCUGCGUCACUGUCAACCCCUACAAAUGGCUGCCAGUGUACAACCCCGAAGUGGUUAAUGGCUACAGAGGAAAGAAGCGUAUGGAAGCCCCACCACACAUCUUCUCCAUCUCUGAUAACGCCUAUCAGUUCAUGUUAACAAACCGUGAAAACCAGUCUAUCCUGAUUACCGGAGAAUCUGGGGCUGGAAAGACUGUGAACACCAAGCGUGUCAUCCAAUACUUUGCAACAAUUGCAGCUGUUGGUGAUUCAGCAAAGAAGAAGGAGCCAAGCAACAGCUUGAAGGGAACUCUGGAAGAUCAAAUCAUUCAGGCUAACCCUCUGCUGGAAGCCUUUGGUAACGCCAAAACUGUGAGAAAUGACAACUCCUCUCGUUUUGGUAAAUUCAUCAGAAUCCACUUCGGAACCACAGGAAAAUUGUCUUCUGCUGACAUUGAGACUUACCUGCUGGAAAAGUCCAGAGUGACAUUCCAGCUUUCAGCUGAGAGAAGUUACCACAUCUUCUACCAGAUCCUGACCAACAAGAAGCCGGAAGUUGUUGAAAUGCUUCUCCUUACUACAAACCCAUACGACUACGCCUUCAUCAGCCAAGGUGAAAUUGCUGUGAAGAGUAUUGAUGACGAAGAGGAGUUGAUGGCUACAGACAAUGCCAUCGACGUCCUGGGCUUCACACAAGAAGAAAAGCUUGGCAUCUACAAGAUGACUGGAGCAGUCAUGCACCACGGGAACAUGAGAUUUAAGCAAAAGCAAAGAGAGGAGCAGGCUGAACCUGAUGGCGCUGAAGUUGCUGAUAAAAUUGGCUACUUGAUGGGUCUGAACUCUGCUGAUCUUCUGAAGGCUUUGUGCUACCCAAGGGUCAAAGUCGGCAAUGAAUAUGUCACCAAGGGACAAACCGUUCAACAGGUUUACAACUCCAUCGGUGCCAUCAGUAAGUCUACCUUUGAGAAGCUUUUCUUUUGGAUGGUCGCCCGUAUCAACCAACAGCUGGACACUAAACAACCAAGACAGUACUUCAUUGGUGUGCUGGAUAUUGCUGGCUUUGAGAUCUUUGACUACAACAGUCUAGAACAACUCUGCAUUAACUUCACCAAUGAAAAGCUGCAACAGUUCUUCAACCAUCACAUGUUCGUCCUGGAACAAGAAGAGUACAAGAAGGAAGGAAUCGAGUGGGAAUUCAUUGACUUUGGUAUGGAUCUGGCUGCUUGCAUUGAGCUCAUUGAGAAGCCCAUGGGUAUCUUCUCAAUCCUGGAAGAAGAGUGCAUGUUCCCCAAGGCUACUGACACCUCCUUCAAAAACAAGCUGUAUGACCAGCAUCUUGGCAAGUGCAAGAACUUUGAGAAGCCCAAGCCUGGUAAAGGAAAGGCAGAAGCUCACUUCUCCUUGGUGCAUUAUGCUGGUACUGUGGAUUACAACAUUACUGGCUGGCUGGAGAAGAACAAGGACCCACUGAACGAGACUGUGAUUGGCCUCUACCAGAAAUCUUCAGUGAAACUCCUGUCCUUCCUCUACUCCAGUUACGCCGGAUCUGAUGCCGCAAGUGAAGGUGGAAAAGGAAAGAAAAAGAAGGGUUCAUCUUUCCAGACUGUCUCUGCUCUGUUCAGAGAAAAUCUGAACAAGCUGAUGACUAACCUGAGGAGCACUCAUCCUCACUUUGUGCGUUGUCUGAUUCCCAAUGAGACCAAGACUCCAGGUACCAUGGAGAAUCAUCUGAUCAUCCACCAGCUGAGAUGUAACGGUGUGCUGGAGGGUAUUAGAAUCUGCAGAAAGGGAUUCCCCAGCAGGAUCCUCUAUGCUGACUUCAAACAACGUUACAAGGUUCUCAAUGCUAGUGCAAUCCCAGAUGGUCAAUUCAUUGACAGCAAGAAGGCCGCUGAGAAGCUACUUGGCUCUAUUGAUGUGGAUCAUAGCCAGUACAAGUUUGGUCACACUAAGGUUUUCUUCAAAGCUGGUCUCCUGGGUACUCUGGAAGAAAUGAGAGAUGACAAGUUGGCACAACUUAUCACUCGUACUCAGGCUUUGUGCAGAGGUUUCUUAAUGAGAAUUGAAUUCAAGAAAAUGGUGGAGAGAAGGGACGCAAUCUUUAUCAUCCAGUACAACGUCAGGUCAUUCAUGAAUGUGAAGCACUGGCCAUGGAUGAAGUUGUACUUUAAGAUCAAACCUCUCCUGAAGAGUGCCGAGACUGAAAAGGAGAUGGCCAACAUAAAGGAAGUGUUCGAGAAGACCAAAGAAGCCCUUACUAAGUCCGAUGCAAGGAGGAAAGAACUGGAAGAGAAAAUGGUUGUUCUGCUUCAAGAAAAGAAUGACUUAUUGCUGCAAGUGCAAUCCGAAGGAGAGAACUUGACUGAUGCAGAAGAGAGGUGUGAAGGUCUCAUUAAGAACAAAAUCAAUCUGGAAGCCAAAAUAAAGGAAAUCACAGAAAGGCUUGAAGAUGAGGAGGAAAGCAAUGCUGAACUGACGGCCAAGAAGAGGAAACUUGAAGAUGAGUGCUCUGAACUGAAGAAAGACAUUGAUGACCUAGAGCUUACUCUGGCCAAAGUCGAGAAGGAAAAGCAUGCCACUGAAAACAAGGUUAAAAACCUUACUGAAGAAUUGGCCGGAUUGGAUGAGAACAUUUCAAAGAUUACCAAAGAGAAGAAAGCUCUCCAGGAGGCUCACCAGCAAACGCUUGAUGACCUGCAGGCUGAGGAGGACAAAGUUAGCUCUCUGACCAAAGCCAAAACUAAACUGGAACAACAAGUAGAUGAUUUGGAAGGGUCCUUGGAACAAGAGAAGAAACUACGUCUUGACCUUGAAAGAGCCAAGAGAAAGCUUGAAGGUGAUCUGAAGCUAGCUCAAGAAACAAUUAUGGAUCUAGAAAAUGAGAAACAGCAAAGUGAAGAAAAAAUUAAGAAGAAGGACUUUGAGCUAAGCCAGCUACAAGGAAAGAUUGAAGAUGAGCAGUCCCUGAGUUCUCAACUGCAGAAAAAGAUCAAGGAGCUGCAGGCCCGUAUUGAAGAGGUGGAGGAAGAGAUUGAAGCUGAGCGUGCUGCUCGGGCCAGGGUUGAGAAGCAAAGGUCUGACUUGUCCAGAGAACUUGAGGAAAUCAGUGAACGGCUUGAAGAAGCUGGAGGAGCAACCUCAGCUCAGAUUGAAUUGAACAAGAAGCGUGAGGCAGAGUUCCAGAAACUGAGACGUGACUUGGAAGAGUCCACCCUCCAGAAUGAAGCCACCUCUGCGGCCCUGCGCAAGAAGCAUGCCGACAGUGUCGCUGAACUUGGAGAACAGAUUGAUAAUCUCCAGAGAGUUAAACAGAAGCUGGAGAAGGAGAAGAGCGAGCUGAAGAUGGAAAUUGAUGACCUUGCCAGCAACUUAGAAAAUGUCUCAAAAUCUAAGGCCAACCUUGAAAAAGUGAGCCGUGUCCUUGAAGACCAACUCAGUGAAAUUAAGGCUAAAGAUGAUGAGCACCAGCGUCUUAUCAAUGACCUCACAGCCCAAAGAGCACGUUUCCAGACUGAAAAUGGUGAGCAAUCCCGUCAACUAGAGGAAAAAGACGCUCUGGUGUCCCAACUGACCAGAGGAAAACAAGGUUUCACACAGCAGGUUGAAGAACUCAAGAGGCAGCUGGAAGAGGAAACCAAGGCCAAGAAUGCCCUUGCUCAUGCUCUGCAAUCUUCCCGCCAUGACUGCGAUUUGCUCCGUGAACAAUAUGAGGAGGAGCAAGAGGCAAAGGCCGAGUUCCAAAGAGCUUUGUCCAAGGCCAAUGGUGAAGUGGCCCAAUGGAGAACCAAAUAUGAAACUGAUGCCAUUCAGCGCACAGAAGAGCUGGAAGAAGCCAAGAAAAAGCUUGCACAGCGUCUCCAAGAUGCAGAGGAGCAAGUAGAAGCUGUUAACUCCAAAUGUGCCUCCCUGGAGAAGACCAAACAGAGGCUGCAGGCUGAAGUUGAGGACCUGAUGGUUGAUGUUGAGAGGGCAAAUAGCGCAGCUGCUGCUCUUGAUAAGAAGCAAAGGAACUUUGACAAGGUCCUUGUUGAAUGGAAGCAGAAGUUUGAAGAGGGUCAGGCUGAGUUGGAGGCAGCUCAGAAAGAAGCUCGAGGUCUGAGCACAGAGAUCUUCAAGCUGAAGAACGCCUACGAGGAAUCUCUAGAACAAGUUGAAACCUUGAAACGUGAAAACAAGAACCUGCAGCAGGAGAUUUCAGAUCUGACCGAACAGGUUGCUGAAUCAGGCAAGUCCAUCAAUGAGCUGGAGAAAGCCAAAAAACAAGUGGAACAGGAGAAGAAUGAUCUGCAAGCUGCCUUGGAGGAAGCCGAGGGAUCUCUGGAACAUGAAGAAUCAAAGAUACUUCGCAUCCAGCUGGAGCUGAACCAGGUGAAAUCUGAGGUGGACAGGAAGAUUGCAGAGAAAGAUGAGGAGAUUGAUCAGUUGAAGAGGAACAGCCAGAGAGUUAUUGAUACCAUGCAGAGCACAUUGGACUCUGAGAUCAGAAGCAGGAAUGACGCUCUGAGGCUGAAGAAGAAGAUGGAAGGAGACCUGAAUGAGCUGGAGAUUCAGCUCAGUCAUGCCAAUCGUCAAGCAACAGAGGCACUGAAACAGCUGAGAAAUGUGCAAGCACAACUGAAGGAUGCCCAGCUACAGCUGGAUGAUGCCAUCAGGAGCCAGGAAGACCUAAAAGAACAAGUGGCUGUUGUGGAACGUAGGAACAACCUGCAACAGGCUGAAAUUGAGGAGAUCCGUUCUGCUCUGGAACAGACAGAAAGGUCCCGUAAGGUGGCAGAGCAGGAACUUCUGGAUGCAAGUGAACGCCUUCAGCUUCUUCACUCCCAGAACACAAGCCUUAUCAACACCAAGAAGAAGUUAGAGAAUGAUACCAGUCAACUACAGACUGAAGUGGAGGAAGCAAUCCAAGAAUCUAGGAACGCAGAAGAAAAGGCCAAGAAGGCAAUCACUGAUGCUGCUCUGAUGGCAGAAGAACUGAAGAAGGAGCAGGACACCAGCGCCCACUUAGAGAGAAUGAAGAAGAACCUUGAACAGACAGUGAAGGACCUUCAGCACCGUCUGGAUGAAGCAGAACAGCUUGCAUUAAAGGGUGGCAAAAAACAGCUCCAGAAACUGGAGGCUAGGGUACGCGAAUUAGAAAACGAGCUGGAGAAUGAACAGAAGCGUGGCACUGAAUCAAUUAAAGGCGUUCGUAAAUAUGAAAGAAGAGUGAAGGAGCUGACUUAUCAGACUGAGGAAGACAGGAAAAAUGUCUUGAGACUUCAAGAUCUGGUAGACAAGCUGCAGCUGAAGGUCAAAGCUUACAAGAGACAGGCUGAGGAAUCUGAGGAACAGGCCAAUGCCCACCUGUCCCGCUUCAGAAAAGUCCAGCAUGAGUUGGGGGAAGCUGAGGAAAGAGCCGAUAUUGCUGAGUCCCAAGUGAACAAACUCAGAGCAAAGAGCCGCGACAUCGGUGGCAAGGUACAGGACAUUACAAUGAUUUCUAUAAAAAAAGACAAUGAAGAAUGA